This is a messenger RNA of Gossypium arboreum, 935 nucleotides long. Its product is annotated as probable transmembrane ascorbate ferrireductase 3. The record is from RefSeq and is a predicted model, not a curated record. The coding region runs from base 59 to 739 and encodes 226 amino acids. The transcript has 4 exons. Lineage: Eukaryota; Viridiplantae; Streptophyta; Magnoliopsida; Malvales; Malvaceae. Gene Ontology annotation, molecular function: oxidoreductase activity.
AAGCCUUCAUCCUUUGUUCUUUCAUGUUAUCAAUCCCACUCCCUGAGUUUUAAUCGCCAUGCAUUCCACCCACCACCACGUAGCUGUCUCCCCAUAUAAAAGUUCAGCUUCUCGUCUAACAAUAUUUGCUCACGUCUUUGGGAUUUUGGCUUUCGCCCUCAUGCUCGUUUGGUUGCUGCAUCAUCGUGGAGGUAUCGAAUAUGAUUCUUACAAUGCUGUUCGUGUUUUCAAUGUUCACCCGUUUCUUAUGUUUUGCGGAUUCAUAUUUCUGUCUGGUGAAGCAAUGAUGGUGUACAAGACAGUACAAGCGACGCACAUGGUGCAGAAGGUAGUCCAUAUGAUACUUCAGCUUCUGGCAUUUGUGCUUGCAGUGGUGGGACUUUGUGCUGUUUUCAAGUACCACGAUAUGACCAACAUUGAAGACGUUUACAGUUUGCAUUCAUGGAUCGGUAUCGCCGCCGUUUCUUUGUUUGUGUUGCAGUGGUUAGCAGGGUUGAUUACAUUUAUGUUCCGUCAACCAGAGUUAACAAGACAAAGCCUGCUUCCAUGGCACAUAUGCGGUGGCCGGACAUUGCUAUACAUGUCGGUAGUGGCGGCUCUCACUGGGUUGUUGGAGAAAGCUACCUUCAUUGGACUGCGCAGUAACCGUGAAGCUCGUUUGGUCAAUUUCUUGGGACUGUCUAUCCUCUUGUUCGGCAUAUUUGUUGAUCUCAGUGUUGCUCUUGCCCGUUAUGUUUGAUCAAUUACUGUUUUAAUUAAUCAUCCCCUUUUUUCUUUCCUUCUUUUCAAUCGUGUGUGUGAUUUUUAUUUUUUUGUUUCUUUUUGGGUGAAUUUUACGUUGGAUUGAUGUUGUAAUUCAUGUUUAUAAUUCCAUUUUAAUUUAUCAACCCAAAAUGGUUGUUAAUUAUCUUAAUUUAAAAGUUUAUUUUUUAAAA